UGACGCCAUAUUGCUGGUGCGGGGGUUACGGCCGGGAGCGCCAUCACCGCCGCCAUCGCCGCCGCCCGGGCCCUGCCAUCGCCAUCGCCCUGCAUCGGCCGCCCCGCACCGCGCACCUGGGACCGGCACCGCGUCUCUCGGCACUGCUCGUGUCCCGCCACCGGCCGCGGGCGGAAUUUGUCCCGGCCGGGCAGGGCGGAGCGGGCGAGGAGAGCAGAAAUCCAGCUGGACUAAACCGGGGUUGCUGCUGCCGCUGCCGGGGCCGGUCCCUAGAGAGAGGCCGGCGGGGAGGCGGCGGAGGCGGCCCUGACGCAGCCGCCCCCUCCUUUCCCUUCCCUCCCCCCCAGCCCACUCCAGACAGCGGGGAAGACGCCUCUGGGCAGGGCCGGCUGCUGCUGUCUCCACCGCUGCCCCUCGCUCCGAGCCCCCUUGGCCGCUCCGCGCCAUGGCUUGCGGCGCCACUUUGAAAAGGACUCUGGAUUUCGACCCGCUGCUGAGCCCGGCGUCCCCGAAGCGAAGGCGAUGUGCGCCAUUGUCAGCCCCGGCCUCAGCCGCCUCCUCCUCCUUCGCCGCCGCUGCCUCCUCCCCGCAGAAAUACCUGCGCAUGGAGCCCUCGCCCUUCGGAGAGGUGUCGUCCCGGCUCACCACAGAACAAAUUCUGUACAACAUAAAACAGGAGUACAAACGCAUGCAGAAGAGAAGACAUUUAGAAAAUAGCUUCCAGCAGACAGAUCCUUGUUGUUCUACUGAUGCACAGCCACAUGCAUUUCUCCUCACUGGACCAGCUUUGCCAGGUACUUCAUCUGCAGCAUCAUCACCAUUGAAAAAAGAACAGCCCUUGUUUACUCUCAGACAAGUUGGAAUGAUCUGUGAACGUUUGCUGAAAGAACGUGAAGAGAAAAUCCGUGAAGAGUAUGAAGAAAUUUUGACCACAAAACUUGCAGAACAAUAUGACGCAUUUGUGAAGUUCACGCAUGAUCAGAUCAUGCGACGAUAUGGAGAACAGCCUGCCAGUUAUGUUUCAUGAAUCACACUUUCUGCAUAUGUGGGCUGCCCUAUACACCCUGUUUUAUUGUUGCAAGCUGUCCCAGUAAAGACUUGCAGCAAUGCCAUAUUUUUUCCCCCCUGUGAACACAGGUUAUUUCAAGCUUUUGUCAGUGGCAACCACUCUUAUGCAGCAACUGGUUUUGGAGUGCUCCCUGAUGUCAGUACCACCUGGAUGUGGACCUUUGCUACCUGUAAUAAUACCAGUGGCCUCAUUUGCUGUAUCAUUACGAUUUGGCUUCUUAUGUUAAUAAGUUUGAAAAAGUAAAGGAUUAAAGCUGGUGUUCUAGAAGUUGCCCUUCACUGGUUGUGUAAAUAAAAAUGUAGAAUGACACUUCUGACUGAAGUUAGUGUGGUUUUCAUAACUGUGCACUACAACAGAGCUGUAAUCACAGUUAAGUUAGAAUGUAAUCCCAGGACAAUUUUAAGCAAAUAGCCCACAGUACUGCCUGUGAAAUAGUGAAGGAGGGCAUUUCUGUAUUCCAUGACUUUUUUGGGGGUUAAGAAUGGGUUUAUAUGAUUUCUCAUUUUUGUAGUUUUUAUUUAUUCUAUCAGUCUUUAACAAAUGUUUAUUGCUGCAAUUUUUCAGUGUAUCAUUGUUUUACUGCCCUUGUAGUACUGGAAUUUAGUUGGAAGAAUAAAACAUUUACUUCUAAUCUGUUUGUUUUUAAUAUGCAGGUGGAACUUUUGCUGUGUAUGAAUAAACUUAAAUCUGAGUGUUUAAAUGAAAAUUUUAUUUACUAGCAAUAGUGGGUGGGUCAGUUUUAGAUCAGGAGAAGGAGGUGAAGUAAAAUCUCAGGUCAUUCUUCAGAGACAGAAAUCUUUCUUACAUCAGCUGUAGUGUUUCGUGUUGAGGAAGCUUGUUUGGUACAGAAGGGACAGAAAACUGGUGAUGUAACUUGCUGCAGCUGACUCAAACAGCAGCUGCACUUGCCUUCCUUCAGAUUUCAGUGACACAUUAAAGGAAAUCUGUUCAUGAGACAGAGCAGGUGCAUGUACGGCAAACUGGAACAGUGUAGCUAUUGCAAGAGCUGAGGGUGUGUAAUGCCUGUUAAGGGUUGAGAGCCUUGUUGGAUGCAUUCAGCUGUUGACAGACUGCUGUGUUGGUGCUGCUGUCUGGCCAGUGCUGGGUAUCUGAAUCACUGCAAAUUUCCUACAUGGCAAGUCUAGAUCUGUGUGUUGUGAGGUGGGAGUAUUGCUACCAAAGGCCUUCAGUUACCUGCUCUGGGGACAAGAAAGCAGUUCCCAAAAUAAUAAUUUAAUUAUAAACUGCUGUCUUCUCUAAUUUACUGUCAGCUUCUGGUUAAAGGGAAGUCUGCUCUGUGAUAGAUCUGUGUCCCAUCUCAGAUUAACAGAGGAAUUUGAGUUGAAGCUGGUACAUGAACUUGGCAGUUGGCUCGUGCGUACUUACGGUAUCAGAGAAACCUUGUGAUGAGCUCUACUUCUCGGUGAACUCUUCCACUUAGGAGUGAGAUUGAAGGUUCAGAAUUGGAACAUUGCCACAGUAUCAAGUAUUUUCUGCUCACUUCCCUGAAACCUGUCUUGCCUAUAUAUUUGGAUUAUCUCUAUUUUCAGAAUCCCAGAAAUGAGAAAUCUCUGCUAGACUCCCCUCUCAGGUCUUUUGUCACUGAAGAUAAAACUGUCAAGGGCUGUAAUUUCUGUUGUCUGCCUUGAAGUCCUCAGUCCCUCUCCUUCCUGCUCCUUACUUUUUGACCUCCUUUUAUUAAGUUGCCCAAGCUAGGAAAAUCACUGCUGCUAGGUGGAGCACCAUGCAAAUUCUGGCAUCCUCAUGCAUCUCAUGUAUUUUUUGUGUUCUUACUUUUCUUGGGAUAUUAAGAUUUACAAAUAAGAAGUGAUGUCAUGCUAGUACCCAGCCACUCCUGUACUGCUCCAAAUUGAUGCCUAAUAAGCAGUCUUGUGGCAGAUGAAAAGCAUGGCACCGUGGGUGCUGAUGUAUCACAGCUGUGGUAUGCUUAAUUUGUGCCUGUUUUGGAAAUGAGGUUGCAUUCUUUGAAAUGUUUCAUUUUUUAACCUGCUGCUUGUUCUAUCUUGGACUUCAAACUGGCUCCUUUUCUUAAUCUCAGUGCCAGUAUCUAGUGUGAUGAAUCGCACAUGAAAGACUUGUUCUAACAAGAGUCCUACUCUUCCAGUAGGAAAAUGGCUGGCAGCUUGAUGGCUUUGAAAGAACUGGGGAAAUUGGGGUACUGUGAGGAGCCAGCUGGUGCUUGAAAACCAACCUGCUUUGCAGAACCUUUUCAUAGGCUCUUGAGUUACGGAGAAAUGGGUACAGUUCAGUAACCACGCAGUUCUUGGCACUACACUUUGUGGUGGCCACAUGUAGAAUAUUUCUGUUACUUGUAUGUAACUGCAGUCUUACCCAAAAGCCAAGCAGGCUGAGAACAGUUAAUUGGAACUUAACAGAGUGAAACCAAAGAUCUUGGUUAACCUGUUUUUAAGGUAGUGAUGUAUUUCUUUCCAAGCAGAUCUCAGUUACUGUGUACUUGAAAAGCAGCAUGUACGUCCUGUGUGUUGAUUUUUGUGUCUAGAUGUGAGACCCUAAGAUGAUUCAGCAAUUUUCAAGGUUGCAAAGGAAGGAGAUUCAAGCAAUCUUUAUGUGCUGAUGUUUGAGAUUUGCCUGUGUGCACUUGAACAGCAUGACCAGUCACAGAUUCUGCUUAAAAAACUCUGUUUUGUGAAAGCUCUCUUUGUUCCCGAGUUGGGAAUUGGGAAGGAUUUAAGCUUUCUGACUCCACAGUGGGGAGAAAAAAUGGAGGCUGGUAAAGCAUUAAAAGUUUAUGCUCUUGUUAACCAGUGCUUGUGACAUUUGUAUUGGAAGUCAUUCUCAGUGAUGAAAUGACUUUUACAGGCACUUGGGCUGUUCCUAUAGUUUAUUGCUGUUGUAGGCUUCAGGAUAAAGAAAAACUACAAAGUUUGUGUUUGAAACCAGUAGUGCAGUAGUGUAAAGAAGUGUCAAAGAACAGCAUCUGUAACAGUAGAGAAAAAGGGUUGGAAAAUUAUUUUCAUGAGUGUUAACUUGCAUUCAGGUCUGAUUUUUGGCAGUAGUUCUGUUGAAAGAUGUGGCUACCUAAGAAUAUGAUACAGUUAGUUCAGAGGUGAGGCUUUACACUAGACUUUCAGAACUACUACAGAUAUUAGCACUUUGGGGUGUUUUUGUCCUGUUUUCUUUAAGUGAACAUUGCAGACAGUGAAGAUUUUUUGGAAUGUCUGCAAAACAUGUAAUUACUAUGCAGACAGUUGUAGAAACUAAUUUUUAAUUUUCCAGUUGGAAUUUGUUUCAGCUAAGGUAUAUGAGGGUGUCUCAGUUGUUACUGAUGUUGGUUCCAGAGUAAGUGAUGUUAAGCUCUUUCCAGGAAAGUAGGACUGAUUGCAAAGUCCAGCUUCUGAAGAAAGAAAGGUGGACUAAAUUAAAUUUAUGACCAGUUUAGUUUGUGUUUUUAACUGUUCAACCUUCUUACCCUCCUUGCUGAAGAAAAUGAAGCGCCAAGUACAGAUUUGAUCUGAGAAACCGUAUGUAGCACAGCAAAUGUGACUUUAACCGUACAAAUCUGUUAUUAGUUUAAGGGAAGAAACAGCCAUUAACUAUUAAUUUUACUGUUUUAAUGUCAUGUUGCCUGCACAUUUGGGGAUUAAAGGCCACACACUGUU
This is a messenger RNA of Agelaius phoeniceus (red-winged blackbird), 4710 nucleotides long. It is a transcript of the gene AKIRIN2, whose product is annotated as akirin 2. The record is from RefSeq and is a predicted model, not a curated record. NCBI's taxonomy places the organism in Eukaryota, Metazoa, Chordata, Aves, Passeriformes, Icteridae. Gene Ontology annotation, biological process: positive regulation of innate immune response; positive regulation of transcription by RNA polymerase II. Gene Ontology annotation, cellular component: chromatin; nucleus. Gene Ontology annotation, molecular function: transcription coregulator activity.